Molecule: messenger RNA, 2769 nt
Organism: Podarcis raffonei (Aeolian wall lizard)
Lineage: Eukaryota; Metazoa; Chordata; Lepidosauria; Squamata; Lacertidae
Gene: OTOP2
Product: otopetrin 2
Exons: 6
Coding region: 28-1824 (598 amino acids)
Biological process (GO): proton transmembrane transport
Cellular component (GO): membrane
Molecular function (GO): proton channel activity
Source: RefSeq, a predicted model, not a curated record
CAGCAUCUCCUCGGUGCCCAUUAAAUCAUGACCGAAGUAUCAAUGUGGCAAGACUGUGAGAUCAGACGUGAGGAUUCCAUUAUGGGCUCCGGCCACAAGGACGAUAAGGGCAGCUUUGGACCUGACCCGCUAUCUCCCACCUCUCCCAUUGGCUCCCACAAGUGCCCGUCUCCCUCGCCGCACAGCUCCAAAGAAGUCUGGAAGAAAGGAGGGCGUGUCUUCUCCAUUCUACUAGCCAUCAAUUUGGUGCUUCUGUCCUGCACACUGGUCAGCGGUGGGGCUUUCCAAGAAGUAAAGCUGCAUGACUAUGAUGUCUUUUUCAUGCUCAUCAUUGUGAUGCUGAUCAACAUUGCUUGGAUGCUCUUCUACAUCUUCAGAACCUCCAGGCUGCAGGGUGCCAUUCCUUGCAAGGACAACCAUGCAGGGCCCAUCUGGCUGAGAGGAGGCUUGGUCUUGUUUGCAGUCCUCUCGCUGGUAAUGGAUGCUUUUAAGACCGGAUAUUAUUCCAGCUACUAUAAGUGCCUGUCACCCAUCAGAAUAAUGUUUCCAGUGGUACAGGCUGUGUUUGUGAUCACUCAGACUGUCUUCCUCUGGAUGUCUGCCCAAGACUGCAUCCACAAGCAUCUGAAUCUUACCAGAUGUGGCUUGAUGCUCACGUUGACCACCAACCUAGCAGUGUGGAUGGCAGCUGUAACAGAUGAGUCAGUUCAUAAGGCUGAAUCAAAGAACCCAAUUGCAAAUGUUACACACAGAAUGGCUCUGUUAAUGAUGAGGGCGGCCACGCAAACAGAAAACUGUGCCUGCAAAAGCCAACUCUGCAAGAUCUUCCAGAAUGGCUAUUACUGGUUGUACCCCUUCAAUAUCGAGUACAGCCUCUUCGCUUCCGCCAUGGUCUACGUCAUGUGGAAGAACGUUGGCCGCCUCAUUGACCCCCAUGACAACCAUAUCCACCAACUGAAGUUCAAGCUUUUCAGAAGGACUUAUUUUUUGGGCACCAUCGUGGGGUUCUUGGUCCUUGUGACGGGCAUAGCGGUCCUGAUUGUGUAUGAGAUUCAGGUAAAUUCAAAGGAAGACUCUAAGAGGACCGACCAGGUGCUCACUAUGUACUUUGGCUUCAACAUCGUUUGCCUGAGCCUGAUGUCCGCCAUCUGCAUCGCAGGCUCCAUCGUUUAUAGAUUUGACAAGAGGGACAUGGACCAUCACAAGAACCCAACCAGAACUUUGGAUGUAGCGUUAUUGAUGGGUGCAGCCUUGGGGCAAUAUGCCAUUUCCUAUUACUCUAUUGUGGCCACAGUGGCCAGUUCACCAAGGGACACCAUAAAUGCCCUCAACUUGAGCUAUUCCCUGCUGAUGCUUGCUCAACCCACUUUCCAAAACAUUUUCAUCAUUGAAGGCCUCCACCGGCAACCCCCAGAAGAGGAAGACAAAGUUGACCCUCAGCAGAAGGAUAUCUAUGGGCUCACUUUUGUCAAUAUGAAUGCAGUAUCGCUCCGUGUCCCUGAGAGUUUGAGUGCUCUGCCGCCCAGCGCACUGCCAGGGUUAGCCAUUCAGACUUCUGAAGCGAGGCGGUCCCUUAAGGCCUCCAAGAAAAUGAACUGGAGAAGAAGAUUCCUAAAGGAGAUCUCAGUGUUCCUGCUCUUGGGGAAUGCCAUUCUCUGGGUCAUGCCAGCAUUUGGAGCCCGGCCACAGUUUGACAACAAAACAGAGCUCGCGUUCUACGGUUAUCCCAUGUGGGCUGCCAUUGUGGACAUCUGCCUGCCAUUUGGCAUCUUCUACAGAAUGCAUGCAGUGGCCAGCCUACUGGAAGUCUACAUCAUGUCUUAAUCGGAACAAUGAAGAGUUUCUUAUAAGGACCUACGUUAUCAUGCCCCUCCCAGGACUGAAUGAUACACUUAAUUGGGGGGGGGGGUUGAGUUUCACUUUGAUGUCAGACCCUGGUGAUUAGUGGGCCGGCAAUAGCCCACAUGUACCCUAGGGAUUUUGUUUGUUUCUUUGUUUACCCGUGUGUGUUUUGUCGUUCUAUUUAAGUGCCUCCUUUUCUUCAUCCUACUAAGGGUUGUUCAUCUUUGAUUACUUUUCUCCCUCCCCCCCCCCCCAAAAUGCUGACACGGACUGUUUGUAGCCUGAGGCUAAUUCCUGGUCACUUUAAGGCCUGUUCAGUCAACCAGUCUAGGGAAGGUCAGUUUGAAAGAAGAAUCAAGUGAAUGUUAAAGCCAGUUAAACACUCCGCAGUCGUUUGGAUGCCUUUGUAGGUUCCUGUUGUCCCCCCUCCACAGAGACUAAAUCCAGCGGUUAUUAACGGCCUUGGGGAGUAUGACCCUGUUGGAACUCACACGAUAAGUAUAAGGCUGAAGUCCCAGAGGUUUCAGUGAAACUUACUUGCUGUCCUGAAUCAGGGCCUGCAGCGUGCCAGAGUGUAGGGUUGUGCUUUCAAAAGGGUAUUGAGAUAUGUUAGUUUUUAAAGGUAGCUUAAUAAUUUUUUUAACGAGUCUAUUUUUAUAUGAAAAAAUAUUUAUUGAUUUUCAUUCUGAUAGCACACACACAAACAUAUAUGAGUGAAUAGGGGCAUUGAGGCAAUCACCAUUGAACUCAAUACAAUGGCAGCGCCUAAAGUGCAGGCAUGCCUAAAAAGGUCAGAGCCUCUUCCUCAGCUCAGAUGUUGUAGGAAGCGGGGUGUUCAUUGUUAUGCUUGCUUGGCCUUCAAAGUCGACUGAAAAUUAUUGGGUGAGGUGUCUGCAAAUGUGUCCUACAUACGGUGGGAUUUGAUGG